Meloidogyne enterolobii is the source of this 461-nucleotide messenger RNA. NCBI's taxonomy places the organism in Eukaryota, Metazoa, Nematoda, Chromadorea, Rhabditida, Meloidogynidae. The record is from the annotation of a GenBank genome assembly.
AAAAAAUGGGUAAAAGAGUAUUAAUUGUGGGACUUUGUUGUUUGGAUGUUGUAAGCUAUUUAGAUAAUUUUCCUGUUGAGGAUAGUGAUAAUCGUGUUUUUGAUUCGAGAAUUUGUUUAGGUGGAAAUGCUACAAAUUCAACAAUAGUUUUUAAUCAAUUGUCAAGUAAAUGUAACGAUAUUAAUUGUGAAUUAUUUGCUGCUCUUCCAAAUAAUAAUAAACUUGUUGACGAAUUAAUUGAAAAAUCAGGUAUAAAUAUGGGAAAAAGUGUUAGACGUGUUAAUUCUGAAUGUCCAUUAUCUACAGUUAUUAUAAAUAGUAAAAAUAAUGGCAGCCGAACUAUUUUACAUUAUAGAGGAAAUUUAGAAGAAAUAACUUUUGAAGAGUUUUAUAAUGCUUUUGGACAAGAAAUAAGGGAUGGUAAACUAGAUUGGAUACAUUUUGAAGGUUUAAAGCAGUAA